AUGUCUGCCAUUUACGAGGAAAACAAGGAUGAAGAUGGAUUCCUUUACAUGACUUACAGUGGCGAGAACACAUUUGGCUCCGUAGAAGUGCUAUACCUUGUCCCAGCUGAUUUAACUAUCGGGCAGUUUGUUUAUGUGGUUCGAAAGAGGAUUAAGCUCGGUGCUGAGAAGGCUAUAUUUGUGUUUGUCAAGAACAUGCUACCUCCCACAGCUGCCUUGAUGUCUGCCAUUUACGAGGAAAACAAGGAUGAAGAUGGAUUCCUUUACAUGACUUACAGUGGCGAGAACACAUUUGGCUCCGUAGAAGUGCUGUGA
Ilex paraguariensis (yerba mate) is the source of this 315-nucleotide messenger RNA. NCBI's taxonomy places the organism in Eukaryota, Viridiplantae, Streptophyta, Magnoliopsida, Aquifoliales, Aquifoliaceae. The record is from the annotation of a GenBank genome assembly.